AUGCUAAGAGCCCUUCAAGGAGGACCUUGGUUUGUUAAUGGCUCCUACUUAUCCUUACAGAGAUGGUCCCCAAACUUUGUUGCCACUGAAGCCAGACCUCACAUCACAACAGUCUGGAUUCGUCUACCUAACCUACCCACGGAGUUCUAUGAUGGGCUUGUCCUUCAGAAGAUUGGUAACAAAAUUGAGAAACUAGUGAAGAUCGAUGCCUGUACAUCUGCAACUAUCAGAGGCAGAUAUGACAGACUCUGCCUAGAAGUCCCGAUGGACUCCCCAGUUAGGUCCUACAUCUACAUUGGCAAGCAUAGACAAUUAAUUCAAUAUGAAGGGGAGUACUUUCUAUGUAAGAAUUGCGGCAGACUUGGCCAAACCAAAACCAGUUGUCCAUAUGCAAAAAUCAAUUCUAACACUCCUUUAUCAAUGGAGAACUCCACCAUGCAAGCAGACCCACCUACACCUACGUCUAACGAGAUCGAAGAAGAAUGGCACACAGUCUCCUUCUCCAGAAGGAAACCCUCCCCCCCCCCCCCACGACAAAUAUUUCCUCCAGCUCUUGAUGAAACAGGAAUUAAAGUUAGGAUUUUUUAUGCAGAUACAGGUAAGUUCUUAAAUACUCAAAAUCUUAAAUAUUUUAAUAAAGUUGUCUCCGGGAAAAUUGGCCCCAACAAGCAUCGUUUGCACUCCCACAAGACUGGCCCUAACCUCAAAAUCCACGGAAAUACGAACCAAUUUGCAGCCCUGCAAAUCCUGCCCACUGAUACUGCAAAAACGACCUCUAGAAUAGGAAAAGAUUCCGAGGAUGACCAAUGCAUGGAGGCUGACUUAGAGCCACUUUCCAAUAGUAAUUGCCACGUGGCAUCCCCUCUGCUCUCUCCUUACCUAUCUCACUUACAAAUAAAACACGCUUAA
Messenger RNA from Nicotiana attenuata, 909 nucleotides. RefSeq lists its product as uncharacterized. Bases 1 to 909 code for a protein of 302 amino acids. The transcript has a single exon. The record is from RefSeq and is a predicted model, not a curated record. NCBI's taxonomy places the organism in Eukaryota, Viridiplantae, Streptophyta, Magnoliopsida, Solanales, Solanaceae.